GGCUGCCAGUCUGCCUUCGGUACUUGCGGCGGCACUCCUACCGCAAGCCCAACUUCCACCCCCACUGGCACACCGCCAUCAACCGAUGGGAGCUGCAGUGGCAGUGCCGGGACGACUUGUGCCGGCGCUGGGUUUGGUUCAUGCUGUUCUCAGUACGGCUACUGGCGGCGACAACGUUUCCACUGACGGAAACUGCGGAGCUAAUGGGAAGACCUGUUUGAACUCCGCCUUCGGGAACUGCUGCUCGGAGCACGGCUGGUGCGGUGCCACCACCGACCACUGCGGCACCGGUUGCCAAUCUGGCUUCGGCAACUGCGGCUCUAGUGUAAGUAACCCAGUUCCUUCAACCACCCCUGGAGAUAAGCCGGGUACCACGAACGGGUCCUGCGGCCCGUCUGUCGGUACGACCUGCGCCAACACGCCAUGGGGUCUCUGCUGCGGUCGCGAUAGCCAAUGCACCAACAGCAUCUUGCGGUGUACGAUCGGCUGCCAGAAGGGUUACGGAACCUGCUACUCGUAAAGAGGAAAUGACACACAAGAUUUAAUGGGUAUAUGUAAUGGAGGAUCUCAAGAUUAGCGGGCAGCGAACGAUAUUGGUGCUUCCGAUUGUAAAACCCAGCAGCGACUCCUAUGGCGACCGACCCCCUUCGCGGAAUUUCCGCGACAGACCUUAGGUCGCUAUUAAUGUUUAUUUCCACAAGUAAA
Messenger RNA from Eremomyces bilateralis CBS 781.70, 705 nucleotides. RefSeq lists its product as uncharacterized. The transcript has 4 exons. Gene Ontology annotation, molecular function: chitin binding. Bases 86 to 520 code for a protein of 144 amino acids. NCBI's taxonomy places the organism in Eukaryota, Fungi, Ascomycota, Dothideomycetes, Eremomycetales, Eremomycetaceae. The record is from RefSeq and is a predicted model, not a curated record.